GACUAUGGCACUUUACUGUGUUGGGCCAGUAAUGAAAUCGGCGAUCAAACAGAACCCUGUGUCUACACCAUUGCACCAGCAGGUGAACCCGAUCCCUUGGUAAAUUGCACCCUGCUAAACCAAACCUCCACUGGCUUUCAAAUCGAAUGCCUUGAAGGUUUUGAUGGUGGCCUACAGCAGGAUUUCAUCAUGGAGGUAUAUGUGAAUGGUACCACAAGGCAUCCGAAAAUCUAUAAAUCUAAAACCCCUUACUUUGAGGUGCGUGGCCUGAUUCCAGGUGCCGGCUAUAAUGUAUUUUUGGUAGCUCACAAUAGCAAAGGACGCAGUAAUGCCACAAUCCUGCAAGUCUAUACACUUAAGGAUCCUGAAAAACAGACAGUUUUGAUUACUUACAAAAAACAAUUCGUUACAACAAUGCCUAUGUAUAAUGCGACUCUUGUCAGCACUUCAACAGCUACCACUACCCCUUGUACACCUUAUAAUUUAACACCACCACCACCCAAGUCCAAUAAGAAAAAUCUCUCCCUGGCCUAUGCUCCCGUCAUCGAAGAUAUCCGGCCAUUUUUGGGCAUAUUGGUUGGCAUUGUGGUCAGCAUCAUAUUGGUCGCCUUUAUUAUUGUGAUAAUUGUACGCAUGCGCGGCUCAUCGGGACGAGAUCGUAAUAAUUAUAUGCAUGGCACGGCGACAGCACAGGGGCGUAACAAUAAUGGACUGGGUUCGCUGCACAACAGUCAUGAUAUGCAUAAUGGUCGUGGCAAUUGUCAUGUGACGAGCAGUAUUGACAGCAUCGAUAAGAAUCCGGAUAUAAUACCACAGGAUGGCCACGACGAAGACGACGAAUGGACAACGAAUGCCCACAAUCAUGCCUUUGCCACAGCCGCUUUGGCCGAACAGAAUGCCGUGAUCACCUCAUCGACCACCUAUGAUCACAUUAUACCCACCUAUGCUGUGGUAGAUAAGAAAUCGCAGAGCCAACAUUUACAACAACUGCAACAGCAGCAACAACAUCAACAACAAGCCCAACAGAUGUCAGUGCAACCACCCGCCCACCAUGGACAAUAUUUGCAAUACAACACGCUGAUACCGACCAACAAAAUGGGUGCAUAUGGCGCCCAACAGCAAGCAAGCGGUACAAAG
Messenger RNA from Musca vetustissima, 1137 nucleotides. RefSeq lists its product as uncharacterized. The record is from RefSeq and is a predicted model, not a curated record. The transcript is spliced from 6 exons. The annotation marks the transcript as partial. NCBI's taxonomy places the organism in Eukaryota, Metazoa, Arthropoda, Insecta, Diptera, Muscidae. Gene Ontology annotation, molecular function: protein binding.